Messenger RNA from Varanus komodoensis (Komodo dragon), 2119 nucleotides. RefSeq names its product glutaminyl-peptide cyclotransferase like (gene QPCTL). NCBI's taxonomy places the organism in Eukaryota, Metazoa, Chordata, Lepidosauria, Squamata, Varanidae. Gene Ontology annotation, molecular function: glutaminyl-peptide cyclotransferase activity; zinc ion binding. The transcript has 7 exons. The record is from RefSeq and is a predicted model, not a curated record. The coding region runs from base 147 to 1001 and encodes 284 amino acids.
CCCCGGGCGGCUGGGGGGGCCCGCGGCAGGAGGCCCUGCCGGGCGCGCAGCUGAAGCACAAGCCCCGAAGCCUUUCUAAUAGCCAGCUGAAGCGCCUGGCUGCCCUGGUGGAUCUCAAGCGCCUCUGGAAUACUUCCCUGCAGCCCAUGCUGAUUGAGCGGUACCCUGGCAGUCCUGGGAACCAGAGGGUCCGGCAGUUCAUCACAGAGAGGAUGCAUUCACUUGCGGCUUCCUGGCAUGUAGAGCUGGACUCUUUCAAGGCUCAGGCCCCGCACGGGCCUGUAGACUUCGCCAACGUGGUGGCCACGCUGGACCCUGCGGCCACCUGGCGCCUGGUGCUUGCCUGCCACUACGACUCCAAGUACUUUCCCCACGACAGGCACGGCCAGGCCUUCGUGGGCGCCUCGGACUCGGCUGUGCCCUGCGCGAUGCUGCUGGAGCUGGUGACGGCGCUGGACAGGGAGCUGCUGGAGGCCAAGGAGCAGGGUUCGCAGGUGACACUGCAGCUGCUGUUCUUCGACGGGGAAGAAGCGUUCAAGGACUGGAGUGCGACGGACUCUCUCUACGGGUCGCGGCACUUGGCCGAGCGCUUGGCCACGUCCCUGCACCGCUCAGGCCUCACCGAGCUCCAGGCGAUCUCCCUGUUUGUUCUGCUGGAUCUUCUGGGAGCCCGGCAGCCCAUGUUCCAGAACCAUUUCCCCGAGACGGCCAACUGGUUCCAAAGACUUCUUGGCAUCGAGAAGCGGCUGCACCGGCUGGGCCUCCUGCAGUCCCACCCCCAGGAGCAGCUGUAUUUCCAGAGGGAUUCCUUCUACAGCCACGUGGAAGACGACCAUGUGCCAUUCCUCCGGAAAGGUGUGCCCAUCCUGCACCUCAUCGCCACGCCCUUCCCCGAGGUCUGGCACACGAUGAGGGACACCGAGGAGAACCUGCACCCGCCCACGGUGGAGAACCUCUGCAGGAUCCUGGCUGCCUUCCUGGCGGAGUACCUGUGGCUGUAGCGGGGGGGCCCCCACGACAGGCGUCCGUCCUGCAAGAACGGGGCGGCCGCCUGCCCCAGACGCAGCUCGGGGCCCCGGCGGAGGCGUUGGCCUGGGAGCCGCGGGAAAUGCGGCGGCCCCCGCCACCACCGAGCCGUGCGGUUUCGUCCAAGUGUUAGAACUGGGAAUCGUGAGCAGCUGCCAGGGCGGACCACAGCGAGUCCGUCCCUCCGUCCCUCCGUCCCUCCGUCCAUCCCUCUGUCCGUCCGUCCCUCCGUCCGUCCAAAGGGAUGCAAAGUAAGCAGGGCAGGGAAGCUUAUCAGGGCCUUCCUUCCUCUCUAAGGGCUUUUCUGGGGGGGGGGGGGGGCCAAGCCACUUUCACUCCUCAUUGGCCUCUUCAGGGGGAGGGGGGCUCAUAGUGGACAUGUGGGACCCUCCCUGGUUGGCCGGGCCCCAACACCCACUCCAUGAAGUGUGUUAAGGACAUCGUGGCCUCGAGCCGCGUGGGAGACCAAGCGCAGGCGAACGGCCGCCUGUUUCCGAGAGCCAUUGGAAAUGCGGCUUCGCCCAAGCAUUCCCCAGGACCCACUCACCUGAGCCUCUUGUUGCAGCCGCUUUGAUCGGCGUGGGGGUCCCCUCAGCCCCCUCCUCCACCCCAUUGUGGACCCUGCUGAACGGGUCUCUCUUCGUAUUUAUGGCCAGGUCCGCAGGCCGGGAGGACGCCUGCGUGGAGAACGCUCUCGGGGGCGAGGCCCACGGACGUGUCUCUCGCCGGCCACGUAUUGCUUGUCCGGCUGGGCCUGGCGAAAACUGGGACCCAGGAAGCACCCACGCUUCCUCAGCCAGGUCUGAAUGGGUCCCAUUAUAAUGCUUUGUUAUUUAAGUGGACCAAUCCUGCAAGUUUUUACUUGCAUAUCAAUGACGAACAUAUCAAGGGGAGAGAGUCCAGCUGCAUUCACUUUCUUCUACUGGAAAAUUAUUGCUCCCUCCCUCCAAAUUUUAGGAAUGUUUUCCUCUCCCUAUGUGAAGUGGUCAAAUUCUUUUUUCCACUUCAAGCUCUGAUGCAGUUUCUCCUGCAUUAUGGACCCCUCCCCGACCUGAAGGCUUAAUGAGCAAAUAUUUCAAUAAAACCUUGACAA